This is a messenger RNA of Lethenteron reissneri (Far Eastern brook lamprey), 7514 nucleotides long. Its product is annotated as epidermal growth factor receptor kinase substrate 8-like. Gene Ontology annotation, biological process: positive regulation of ruffle assembly; Rho protein signal transduction; regulation of Rho protein signal transduction. Lineage: Eukaryota; Metazoa; Chordata; Hyperoartia; Petromyzontiformes; Petromyzontidae. Gene Ontology annotation, cellular component: ruffle membrane; plasma membrane; vesicle. Gene Ontology annotation, molecular function: actin binding. The record is from RefSeq and is a predicted model, not a curated record.
GGUCGGAUGGGCUGGGCAGAAAACGCGCAGCUGGGAGACGUCACGCGGGCAUCGGGAGGGCACUCACGCACACACACGCACACACGCGCGCACACGGCUCACUCGCAGAGGCAUCAGACAUGGAGCCAUCUCUGCCCGAAUAGUACGGCGACUGCGUGAAGCCACAGUUCACGUUACAUCGCUCUCAUUAUUGUUGGAAAAGAUUUUUUUUUUUAAAUUGUGUUUUUUCGUGUUGGAGUAGCCAGUGGUGUUGUUGUCGGAGAAGACGACCCGGUGUUUUGGAAAUUCAAGCUCGCAAGACUCGGCAAAGACAGGACCAACAAUGACUUCAUACCCUGGCGGCCAUGGGGGCUACGGGGCGCCUGGGGGAGGUGGAGGUGCCGGCUAUCCAGAGAAGAGCGCCAAGACAAUUUACGAACAAAGGAAGAAACUGGGAAGAGGCACGUUGCAAGGAGAGACGUCACAGUACCACGUGGAGCACCUGGUGACAAUCAUCCUGGACCCGGAUGAAGGCCUCGUCACGGUGAAGGAUGCACUGAAACGCCUCGUCUUUCUCAACACCACGGGCAGGAUCUGGGUCCAGGAGAUGUAUCUGCAGGUGGAGCCCAACAGUAUCAGCUUGCUGGACUGUCACACCAAGGAGCAGCUGGAGAAAUUCGACAUGCUGUGGAUCGAGCAGUGCAAGGUAGAGGCUGGGGACGCCAGCAUUGGCCGACUGCUGGCGCUCGUCUUGAAAGACCCGCAGGAGGACUUCCCCGACAUUUACCUCUUCCAGACGGCAGAGGCCAACAUCAUCCAGUCGGACAUCGAAUCCGGAGUUGCAGAUGCACGCAGCACAGUCAAGAAGAUCAGGCCUGAGACGUUACGGCUGAACAAGGAGAAGUUGGAGCGGAUGGGUAUUCGAGAGGACGGCACGGACAUUGGCUCCGCGCAGCUGUCCCAGGGCCGAUCCCGGGGCUCGCACUCACGCCCGCCCAUGCCCUUCAUGGACCAAGGAAUGCAACCACCCCCAUCGUCGCACGACAAGGACUCAAAUUUGAAGUUGAUGAACAACUUGCUCGACGAGAUCGAGGCAUUUGUCCGGAGGCUGCAAAAAAUCCAGGAGGCGCUGAACGAAAUGGGGAAAAGGAAGAAUAAAAAGUCCAAAGGAAAGAAGAAGAGUUCUGGCGAGGGCGUGCUCACGCUACGAGCCAAGCCGCCCACCAUAGAAGAGUUUACAGACCACUUUCAGAAAUACAAGCUCCUUCUUAACCUUCUGUCGGAUAUGAAGCUUCAACUGAAGAAUCCUCCCGCCAACGACAUGCUCCAUCACCUCAUGAGGCCACUGCAAAUGAUGGUAUUGAUGUCUGGAGGGCCAGAUACGGGACGGACAAUCUUGUCACCUCCUCUGUCAAAGAACACGGUGGAUUUUAUGAAGGCGACCCUCACAUCGCAGGAGAAGAUGCUUUGGAGCUCCCUGGGAGAGGCCUGGACUAAGCCAGAGUCCGAGUGGCCAAAGGGCUGGAAGUCGAGCCCCUACACGCCCCGACUCAAGGAACCGAUCGGGAACCAGCUCGGCUUCCCAGCGCAGCCGGCGCCGGCGCCGCACAUGCCCCCAUCGUCCUCCACGACGCACCCCCCCACCGCGUAUCCGCCGCCAGGGCACCCGCCGCCGGCACACCCGCCACCGGCGCAACCCGCGCCCACGGAGCCGCCGGAGUCGAUGGCAGUGGCGUCGCACGCCGUCGCCCACAAGUCGGGGUCGCUGGAUCGCGGGGAGAGGCUGAACCCAGGCAUGGCAGCAUCUCCGCCACAACCCUCACGGCCUCCGCUGAUAAAGUUCGUGAAGGCAAAGUACGAUUUUGUGGCCCGGAGCAGCGCAGAGCUGUCAAUCAACAGGGAGGAGACUCUCGAGGUCCUGGAUGACAGCAGCAACUGGUGGAAGGUGCAGAACGAGAACGGAUCCGUUGGCUUUGUUCCCAGCAACAUGGUUGAGCCCCUGAGGAAAGGCAGAAGCCCCCAUUCCGCCGGACUGGAUAGGCACUUCUUUGACGACAACGCAAUCUACAGCGCGCCUGAACGAAGAAAAGACCCAUUCGACCGCCGCACCACACAGAUGGACCUCCUCACGAUGGAGCUGCAGAACCGGCUCCUGCUGGCAGCCAAGCCGCCCGUGAGCCAGACGAACCACGUGACCCGGGAUUCAAUGUCCGAGAUCUCGAUCCACUCGCAGCCAGCCGACGUUCAGCUGUGGCUCAGCACGCAGGGCUACCACCAUCGGACUCAGGCCCACCUGACUGGCAUCAAUGGGGAUCAGCUGUUUGCCAUGUCACGCGAUUACAUGAUGGUAGUCUGCCCUGAGGAGGGAGCUCAGCUCUACAGCCGACUGGACCAGUACAGACCUCACAGCUGGGACCAGAAUUUCAGCAACGAUCUGGGGAGGCGAAUGCUCAUGAUGCCGAAGUACAAUUAGCUACAAACCCAUCAUCAUUCCAAGAGAAAACAUUUCAGUCACCAUGACUCUACCAGGGCUCCAAACUCUUACACCUCAAAGACCACUCAGAACCCAACGUUCCACAUCCACAAACCUUCCCUGUUACAAGUUUCAUCCCGGUACAGUGGUGAGCACGCCGAUAUUGUAAAGCAAAUGAAAUGGGUUUGAAUCCCAGUCGAGGAAAGCAAAUUUCACUCAUUACGCCAACUGCCCGUUAUACUGCAGUUGGUCUAUUGGGGACAUCAAGUACAGCAAACCCUUCCGUCUCGCAGGUUUAGCUAUCACGGUUUUGCAACUGCGCGCCAGACUUGUUGAGGUACAGAGUUCGUCGAUGAUCGCGCCCCUGUGGCUCGUCGUAACUGCGCUGCUCGCGGUGACGCUGCCGCAGAAGAACACACGCGGCGCCAUCUUGUCUCCAUCUUGUCUCCCAAGUGGCCCAUCGCGGGUGCCAGGCCACGCGGUGAUCCCAGCCUCCAGUCAAGAGGAGGCAGCAAGGUUCAGCCACUAUCAAUUUUUCUUCCCGUUUUGUACAGCACUGUACACGGAUACCACGCGUACAGUCUUGUAUACUACAUUUAAAACAAAAUCAUUCUAUACAUUCACCGUACAAGUUAUAUUUUAACACUACAAAAUAUAUUUUACACUCAAAAUGCUUCCUGUUUAAUGUGUUGGGGGUCAUUGUAGGGCAGCGUAAAACUAAAGCGGGGGGAGGUGGGGCAAGGGUUUUGCUGUUUUGUGGUCUGGCGAAGUGUAGUUCCUUGACUUUUUUAACAACCUAUGUGGUCGGAUUUGUUCGUGCACAACAGCUGAACGUCUCCUUGAGCCAAACACAUGUUCUGUGCGAAUGGCAUUAGGGCGUGGGCGAUCAGGAUGGCCGAAUAACAUGCGCAAGGCUGCAAGGGGUGCCAAAAAUGUAUAAAUACAGUGAACUUCCACAGUUUUAACUGAUUUGACAGAUGCACCACAGAGGUGAGGUGUGUCCAACAGGUAACACACAUUCUUUGGGUCUUACGGUAACGGUAAAGUCACGUAGAUGGGUUCAAAGAAAAUAACAAAAAACUACGACGUUUCGAUCGCAACACAAGCGGUCGUUUUCAGGAAAAGGGGGGUUUAGCUUCCAGAGGCAAACUGUGCAUAAAGUUCUUUUUCUUGGUUCUUUCGGUAAAGUCACGUAGAAGGGAAGUAAUAAAAUAAUAAAAAAUAAAACAUAAUAAAAUAAUUCUCACGACGUUUCGGCUACAACGCAAGCAGCCGUCUUCAGGUGAAGAAUGAGACACUACCAAGCUAGGAGCUUAUAUAUACGCUGGGUUGGAGGUGCAAGAAGAGCGCCUUAACAAAAAGAAUGUGCAUAUGAAGAGGAAUUUAGCAUAUUCAUGGGAAAUGCGUAGGAGGAAAUCGAAAUGUAUAAAGGUUUGAAAUAGGCGUGGCCCAAAUGUCAGCAGCCAAUGAUAAUGUAAGUGUUCGGCAGCGAGCCCGCCAGUGGUUCGUUUUCCACCAAUCAAAGGUCUGCCUGGUGAAAAUGAGCAUGUUAAAGAGAGAUUAGCAUGUUAAUGAUAACUCGCAGGGAGGCAAACCGAGGGGUCGGCGCGCGAAGUGACUGUGAAAGUGCAAGUUUGAAAUGGGCGUGAAGCACAACUAACAUCGGAAGGUGGUAGGAUGGGAACAUCAUAGCCAAUUAUGACUUAAACUGGUUGAUAACGUCCUUCCAAUGAUUGCUCGGUUUGUACCCAUCUUCUCGGUUGAAAUUGUGUCUGUGUCUAUAUAUACAGUAUGGAUGGCUUCAUGAACGAAUCUUUGUUGAUAGCCAGUGGGCUUGCAAAGUACCUUUGUCUUAGAGAAAUCAAUUUCGUGUGAGCCCACCACAUUAACCACCACUUGCAUUAACAUUGGCUGCUGACAUUUGGGCUAUGCCCAUUUUAAACCCUUACAAACAGUUUGCCUUUGCAAGCUAACCCCCUUUUCCUGAAGAUGACCGCUUGUGUUGCGAUCGAAACGUCGUAGUUUUUUGUUAUUUUCUUUCAACCUAUCUACGUGACUUUACCGAAAGACCCAGAGAAUAUUAAUUCCUAGUCACGAAAGCUUUAAGUCAAGAGGUAACACACCGUUUAACAUGUAGUAGGCUUUCGCGACCAAUAUUGUCCAUAAGAGGUUUUUGGGUUAGAUCACGUAACAAAAAGUAGUACAGAAGUAGGACAACAGCAGAAUUCGAAUUGUAAAUGUUGUGGGUUUACUCUCCAACACACCGGUGUUCUGUACUCGUAACGAAUUGGCAUGUUUUGUUUACGUGACAAACCUUACUAAUUGGCUGUGUCGGGUGGUGGCGGGUUUAACAAUAUUUAUAUUUUCGUGGUCCUACCAAAAAAAACUUAUAUUAUGGAGGUAACACAAAAAACAAACAAAGACAAGAUACUUGACGGGCCCAUUCUGAAAUUAUGAACAUUUAUUUGUGCGUAUUGGACGCUUACACAAGCACCAAUAUCUUAAACAGCCUUGCACGAUCUAAUGCCCAGCUGUAGUUGUUUUUAUUUUCGCCUGGAGGGGAUCCCCCUGAUGACAAUUGUCUCCAGGUUAGACCCAAGAUUACGAUUCUCCCUUAAGGGGGCUUACAUUCUUCGAUGGACUCAGGGUGCCGUUUAAGCUCAGGCUGGUUCCUUGAGUCAAACCUCGUUCGACGUUACCACUCCUCGCCGAUUGUCGGAUGUGGAAAUGCAGUCUGUGUGUCGUCCCGUGUGACUGCGGUCUCUCGCAGUGCUAAAACUGUCUGGGACUGGUGUAGAUAAAGCAGAAGUGGCUAUUGGUGGGGGGAUGGGGGGGCACUGUUUGUUAAUAUUGCAAUCAAGGUGAAUCGCUCACGGGUAGAAAGUAGAAUUUAGAAUCGCAAUCAUGAAGAAAAAACAUCGCACAUGGCUUCCAUAAUCCUUCUUCUCACGUGCACGUUCGGCCUCGCAAGUAUUUAAUUGGCAAAGAGUUACCUUUGUUACCUUCCGAGCCACACAACGAGAUGACGUCACACGGCGCAACCUUUUGAUCAAUUUUGUCGGGUUUCCCCGAAUAGUAAAGCUAGUUUACGCUAACAUUACAUUAUAUGGUGUAAUCUUUACGAGCGUUAUCCUGACCUCCCUCUACAGACAGACGGAGACAGCUAAUGCAUUGUUGUCCUUCCCCCACCCACAUAGCAUGGUUAGCUACGUACGGUGCGAAAGAAGUUCAACAUACAUGCACAACGCUUUCAACCUCAGUUGUGAAGCGAUCCACGUUUGUUCUUGGAUUUUCGGCCACGUGAUAAUUUUUGCCGAUAUUCUUGUCAUUAAUGCUCCACCACCGGACAAAGAUUUUCACAUUGACAACGAUAUUAUUUCAUAGGUGGCUUUUCGCUCCUACUGAUUGGGAGCGUCAUCAAACCGUGAACUCAGAAAUCGAGGAGCGAAACGCCAUCGUACGCCGAUGUUGCAUUCGGUCGUGAGAAAUUUUAAGCCACCGGAGAGAGACGAUACAUUGGCCAGGUCUGAACAAUAAUAUCUUUGUAAUCGUGGCAAUAUUGUCGGUUUGGUGGAGGGUUAGCGACAAGAAUAUUGGCCCAUAUAUGAAUAUGGACCAUUGUAAUCAGUUAUGAAAGCGUGUUGCUUAAAGAUCGAUGUAAAAUGUUCGUGACCAAUGUUUGCGGAACUGUAAACUCUAAAAGUGAGAUGCAAAGCAAAAGUGAAAAGGAUAGAGCCAAGUGGAAUCAUCGAUCAACACGUUGGCCAAUUGAGGGGGGCUUGGCACACGGGAGCAGGAAUUUGAAACUCGCCGAUGGUGACAACAACAACAAAAAACCCGGGGAGCCGGGAUUUGAGCAGUAGAUCGGGAAAAUAAUGCCCCAUUGCCGUUGAUCGAAAUUAAUGUUCUCAUCGAGUCAAAUGGCUCCCAAUUGUGUUUGCGGGUCGCGCGGUCUUCCUUUAAAGAUGUAGAGCAGCUGUGAUUAUUUGCUUCAGUGAUCGCUGCAUAUGUAUAGAGAAAGAAAUGUGCUGCCGGAUGCGUAGCCGAGAUGUGGUAAUUAUCCGGCGCUUUCAAGCCAUAUGUCUUAACGCGUGCGCAAUUUGUUCAAAUGUAGUGUGCCCGCUUUGUCUUUAUUUAUCGUGAUGCGAGGUGGCUGAGUGGCUCUGGGGGGACUCAAUGGCCAUGUCAGAGCAACAGCCAACGCCACUGAGAUUCUGGGUUUGAAAUCCGUGCCAGCCACCCAUGAUUAAAACCGUCUUCUCCAGUGCAGUGAGAUAUGAUUGUAAUGACCUGGCCACUGCGGACUGCACACACAAUGAAUCGUAAAAGCACUGCUUAUUAAAUGUACAGAAAUAAUUGAAAUGAAGUUGGAAUUUUCAUUUCGCGCAUAAAAAAACUAAUGCAAAUAUACGUGCGUUUCGAAUUCUUAAAGCCAUAAGUUGUGCAACGUGGUUGCAGGCAACCGAAUCACUCUUUUGUAGACGUCAUUGCAAGCGGUUGGGAGCAGUUGCGCAACCGGUUGCUCACAGUAGAGGGACUCUACUUUAAAGUAAUCUAUCUGCUCGGCAAUUUGUGGCCACGUAUUUCAUUUGCAAUUUGUAUUGAUCGCUGCAAUCCCUGACCAGGGUGGCUUUAUUUCCUCGUUGCGCAACUACCCGCUCAGAUGUGGACAAAGCGGUUGCGGGCGAUGAUCUCGCUUGCGAGGAGAUUCACAACUCGUCGCUCGAGUGUGGGCCCAGCUUUAAACAGACACACACACAACAAUUGGUUGGGAUUGAAAUUAAUAAAAAAUAAAACAAUAAAAAUCACGACGUUUCGGAGGCAACACAAGUCUCCGUCAUCACGUGGAACCGUCACAGCCAGAUUUGCUGGUUCGCAGUGGGAAAAUUGAAGUUGUGAGCACUGCCCAUCCCUGGUAAAGGAAUGUGUUGAUAUUUGAAUGCACGCAUACGCAAUAAGGGCAUGGGCAGAUAAUUAGAACGGCCGUUUGGGUCUCACAAAAUAACAGCACAAUAAAGUUAAAUUCCGGUUUGUUUCACGCCGCAUUAAAACACAGAAUGAA